Molecule: messenger RNA, 1168 nt
Organism: Epinephelus fuscoguttatus (brown-marbled grouper)
Lineage: Eukaryota; Metazoa; Chordata; Actinopteri; Perciformes; Serranidae
Gene: irak1bp1
Product: interleukin-1 receptor-associated kinase 1 binding protein 1
Exons: 4
Coding region: 246-1148 (300 amino acids)
Biological process (GO): immune response; canonical NF-kappaB signal transduction
Source: RefSeq, a predicted model, not a curated record
AAAAUAACUUAACUACAACUUGUCCAAUCUACAGCAGAUGUUAUCACUACUAUCUGAAUUUACCACACAUUAAAUACAGUAAAUUGUAUUAUAAUUGUAAUAUAUGAAGAAGAAACAGCUAUCCAACUCGACUGUAUGCUCUCCAAAAAUCCAUGUUAAAUUAAUUCAAACUACAACCAUUUCAAUUUGGAAGCUCCCCUUAGCCCAAAUAAAAAAAGUAUAAGUCCCUCCCCAGUGCUUAAAAAAUGUUUGACAUGCCUGCUUCCUUAUGCAUCACUUCCUGUCCCUUCAUAAAUAACGAACAGUCCCUAAAAACCUACACGCCUACAAGUCCCGACGUGCCUUGCGGUUAUAACCAUAACAGCGGGAGUUUACAGUCUAUGGUGUCUACUACCACCAUGGCUAAUCAGAGCAGAGUCUUUGCAGCGGUACUACCGGCUGCUGGUCGGGAAUUCUCCGGUAAUGAAAACGAGCAGGGACUCCAAGUGCCGGCAGUUAACCGUCAGAGUCCCGGUAACCGGGUCCGGGAGGUACAGGUGACGGGAACAGCGGAGGUUUGUUGUCCGGCGGACCGAGUGUCGGUGCGGGUCAGUGUGGGCAGCAGCAAGGAGUCCGUUAACGAGGUGACCAACAGCGUUACACGGCGACUGGAGUAUAUUCUACAGGCUGUCAGACAACAUGGAGUCAGUGACAAAGACACCUCAGUGAGGAAGUUUCUCCACCGAGACGUAGACCAGUAUCACAUGCAAGCAGAGGUCGUGGUGACUUUCUCAGAUUUCGAUAAGAUGGAGCAAGUGUGUAGCGUCCUGCUGGAGAAGCUGGACAAGAGUGUAUGUGUGGGAGCACCACAGUUCUACCACAGCGCCGAAAGCCUGAAUCAAAUGAGGCAGCGCGCUUGUGUAUCAGCAGUGGAAAACGCUCAGCAGAAGGCCUACGCAGUCAGUCAGCUCCUGGGGCAAACUCUGGGGCCGCCCCUCCUGGUCAGAGAGGAGGAGACGAGAGAGUGGAGGAAUGAGGAUGAGGAGGACGGAGGCAGAUGCCAGGAUGCUUCAGGCCUUCCUCACCUUCCCCGUACAGCCACAAUCACCGCCUCCUCACGGGUGUCUGUCUCCUUCGGCCUCAGAGACAGAAGCAGGAAAAAACUCUGAAGACAUUUGUCACUGACUCA